Messenger RNA from Pantherophis guttatus, 561 nucleotides. RefSeq names its product ribosomal protein S20 (gene RPS20). Gene Ontology annotation, molecular function: structural constituent of ribosome; RNA binding. The record is from RefSeq and is a predicted model, not a curated record. NCBI's taxonomy places the organism in Eukaryota, Metazoa, Chordata, Lepidosauria, Squamata, Colubridae. Gene Ontology annotation, biological process: translation. Gene Ontology annotation, cellular component: ribosome; small ribosomal subunit.
CAGACUAUAUAAAGAUGCCCCUUGAGAGCGUGCUUCCUUUGGGCGGUUGUCUGUGCUGCGGUUCCUUCUUUGUUUCCUGACUCACCGCUGUUCCCUGGGCCUCUGGUGCUCACUUCGGCCGGGAUUAAGUCGGUCAGGAAGGUUUCGCGGCAACUAUGGCAUUUAAAGAUACUGGGAAGGCACCUGUGGAACAAGAAGUAGCAAUUCAUCGAAUCAGAAUUACUUUGACAAGUCGCAAUGUGAAGUCUCUUGAAAAGGUUUGUGCAGAUCUCAUCAGAGGUGCUAAAGAAAAAAAUCUAAAAGUGAAAGGGCCUGUUCGCAUGCCUACUAAGACUCUGCGAAUCACUACAAGAAAAACACCAUGUGGUGAAGGUUCCAAAACUUGGGAUCGUUUCCAAAUGCGUAUACAUAAGCGCCUCAUUGAUUUACACAGUCCUUCAGAGAUUGUCAAACAGAUAACUUCUAUCAGCAUUGAACCUGGAGUUGAAGUUGAAGUUACUAUUGCUGAUGCUUAAAUGAUUGUUACAUGUAUCAAUAAAAGCUGUUAAGUUUUUAUCAUUA